CCAUCUCCUCUCCUUCUAUCAUCACUACUCCUCUUAUCUCCUCCUCUUCUUCUUCCACUACUACUCCUACUUCUUUCUUCACUAUCACCACUUCCUCUUUUUUUUCCUCGUCGUCGUCUUCUGCAAUCAACACCAUAGAUGCACCGCAUACUCAAAACCCUCCUGACGAAGAACUACAAUCGCCACCACCAUCACCACCACCAGAAGACCCACAAGAAAUAUCUGAAGGGGCUCCUGAGAUCGUGAGGAGCUUCGUUGACGCCGCCAGGAAUAUGCAAGGAAGGAUCAUUGCUUUCCCCCGCCAUGCUGAAGAAGGCACAGGAGAGAUAAAAGAGGACUUGGAGGAUAACCUGACGAUGAUAAGAGCGAGUCACAGAGUUGUUAAUACUAAGAGAGUUUUUAGGUUAACUGUGCCUUUUCGAGAGAGUACUGCUGUUGUUGUUACUCCUUCUACUACAAUUGCUACUGUGACUCCUAAUGCUGUUAAUAUUAUUGCCCCUGCUACUGUUACUGCAACUCCUUUUUCUUCUAUAAUUGUUAAUCAUUCUACUACUACUACUACUACUACUACUACUACUACUACUACUACUACUACUACUACUACUACUGCUGCUGCUGCUGCUGCUAUUACUACUACUACUACGCCCUCUGAUAAUGAAGACACACAGGAGCAGACGCAGAAAGCAAGGACGAGCACCAUCAGUAGCAGUAAACCUCCAUACAUCCUCAGACACCCACAUUCUCCUCCGCCACGCAAAGUAGUACCAACAAGUUCAGCUCCUGUCAUCCCUCUUUGCUGUCCUGGCCUUGAAGCGAAGAAUUCCUGCCCUUCAAGCAACCAGACCCUCCCUUCCACUCUUCCUGUCGCCUCCAGUCACUGUUCAAGCACUGAGACGCGGCCAGUCACCUACAACAAGACGUCAAUCAACUGUCCAUCCAAGUUUAUCAGAAAAACGGAUUUGGCGGAAGAGCGGAAGAUCGUGUACGUCAAUGGCACUUUUUAUUUCUCCUGGAAUCACGUUUUAGUCGAUGAUUUUUGCGUCUUGGGUGAAAGAAGACGGAGCGGAGGUGUGGAGGUGGCGGUGUGUCUCCGUCCUUCACUGGCGACGCAGCGUGAUGGUGAAGGUUGUCGAGGCGUGAAGAGCUGCCUGAGGAAGUGCUGUCCGGAGGGUUUUCUGCUGCAGGGGACCACGUGUGUGUGUCAGGUCUCCCUCACUAACGCUACCUCGGUGAUUAGUGGUUUCCUCGACUUCUGGGAUGAGCAGAAGAGCGUGGCUGGCGAGGAUAGUAUGGAAGUGGGAGUCGGCUUUCCUAAGUGCGUCGCCUCGAAGAAUGUUAAAAUAGAUCCGUUGUCGAUGAGAAGUGACUUAGCUCUCCUCGCUAAUGGCUCUCUGUGGGCUGAGGCUGAGAUGUCGCUUAUUGAUUACUGCGUGGACGAAGAGGAGGAAGAGAAGGAGAAGGAUAAAGUCAGCGAAGAAGAGUGGAGUGAUGAAAUGUUACCAGAUCGAACCCUCGUCCUGAUUACCUGCAGUAACGGCCCACCUGUCGCUAACACUUCCUCCUCAUCAGCGUGGCAGGAGGUGAGAAAAGUACUGAUUCCUGCUGGUCUGGUGGUGUCCUGCGUGUUCCUGGCGGCGACUCUCCUCUGUCAGCUUUGCGUGGCGCCUCUCAGGGAUCGCCACGGUCUCUGCCUCGCCGCCUACGUUGCUGCACUUCUGGUGGCUGACGCGACGCUCUUCCUGACGCAGGCCUUCUCGAAGUACCUCUCUCCGGCCAUCUGUGUGUUUGUUGCCGUCACCCUGCAUGUGGCUUUCCUGUCCACGUUCUUCUGGCUCAACGUGAUUUGUUACGAUGUGUGGCGCUACGUAGGACUGACCGUUCAAGCCGUUCCUCUCUACCGCUCCCCCGCUGACUUUCGCUGCUUCGUCGCCUACGCCGUGUACGCCUGGGGGACUCCUCUGCUCAUCGGGGGCGUGGCCGUGGUGAUGCACUCCCUACCAGAACACGUGGAUUGGCUCCUCCGACCUGACUUCGUACACAACUCCUGCUGGUUCAGAGACGGCAAGGAGAUUCUGGCUUACUUCUACGGGCCAAUGGGAGUUCUGUGCCUCGCCAACACAAUCUUCAUUACCCAAACUGGCUUGAGACUCUACUGCGCCACCGACAAGAAGUGUGACUGUCUCCCCGCCUCCUGCUGCCGCAACGCUGACCACACACUCUACCGAUCCUACAUGACAGAGUUCUGGCAGCGGUUCACUCUCUUCUCUCUCAUGGUGGGCUGCUGGGUGAUGGAGGUUGUGUCCUGGAUGGUCGGGCCUGCAGACUCCGAGCUGUGGGCUCUCACGGACACCCUCAACACCUUCCAGGGCGUAUUCAUCUUCAUCACCUUCCUCAGAAGCAGCAAGAAGCGACGUCUGCUGCAGGAGGCGCUGACGAAGUGGUCUGACGAAGUAGCAGGAGGCGGCGGCUGUGACCCAAACCUCUCCUCGUCUUGCUUCCCAUCUGCCGUAAGCCCUAACCGAGUGCUUGAGCAUCUGAGGCAUUCCAGGCAAUCCAAUGCCUUCGGCAGGUGGCUAUCCAGGGUUCGUGGAAGACGUUCUCGCAUCCACACUCCGCAGGUUCUAGAUAACAUCAUAUUCAGAGGGAAAAUGGGAGUUUAUAAUGAAGGCUUCGAGGAGGACGGGGUGGAGGUGGAGGCGGAGGACGGAGGGAAGAGGAGUGUGUGUGGCGGGGACUCUGUCAACAGGAGCUUCAAUCCGAUGUGGACAGCGCCACACUGGAGGGCCCGCUGGGGCAGAGCUUACUUCCCUGGAGCUCCGCAGCGAUCCAAGGACAGUGCAGGAGAAGGAUCGGGUCACCAAGGACUCCCAGGGGUGAUAAAGGACUCUGGAUCAGUGUCCUCAGCGACAUCAGUCUUCUAUAUCUCCUCGUCUUCCUCCUCUCCUUCCUCCUCCUCCCCGCCCUUCACCAACUGGAGCUUCCUUCGCCACAAGUCCGGCUCCCUGACUCUCGGGGCGGGGCAGCGCAGGGGCGGCGCAGCUACAGGCGUGGUGUGCCAAGGCCUCACCAGGACUGACCCGGGGCUGCCCUGAUUUCUCCUGAGGUAUCAUGCACGCACACACACACACAUACACACACACACACACACACACACACACACACACACACACACACACACACACACACACACACACACACACACACACACACACACACACACACACAAUAAUUCAAUCAGUCAAAAUUAGUAACGUGUAAAGGUGGAGGUCUCUCUCUCUCUCUCUCUCUCUCUCUCUCUCUCUCUCUCUCUCUCUCUCUCUCUCUC
Messenger RNA from Portunus trituberculatus (swimming crab), 3325 nucleotides. RefSeq lists its product as uncharacterized. The record is from RefSeq and is a predicted model, not a curated record. Gene Ontology annotation, cellular component: membrane. Gene Ontology annotation, biological process: G protein-coupled receptor signaling pathway; cell surface receptor signaling pathway. Lineage: Eukaryota; Metazoa; Arthropoda; Malacostraca; Decapoda; Portunidae. Gene Ontology annotation, molecular function: G protein-coupled receptor activity. The transcript is spliced from 7 exons. The coding region runs from base 273 to 3092 and encodes 939 amino acids.